Molecule: messenger RNA, 1842 nt
Organism: Neopsephotus bourkii (Bourke's parrot)
Lineage: Eukaryota; Metazoa; Chordata; Aves; Psittaciformes; Psittacidae
Gene: PIAS4
Product: protein inhibitor of activated STAT 4
Exons: 11
Coding region: 133-1620 (495 amino acids)
Biological process (GO): regulation of transcription by RNA polymerase II; protein sumoylation
Molecular function (GO): zinc ion binding; transcription coregulator activity; SUMO ligase activity
Source: RefSeq, a predicted model, not a curated record
GGGAAGAGCGAGCUCGCGCGCGCUCGCGGGGGGAUUCGGAGGCGGUGCGCGCCCUCAGCGCCCCUCCCACCGCUCCGCGGCGUCACGUGACUCGGCGGCGGCUCCCGGCGCGGUUGGACGCUGGAGGCCAAGAUGGCGGCGGAGCUGGUGGAGGCGAAAAACAUGGUGAUGAGUUUCCGAGUCUCAGAUCUUCAGAUGUUGCUGGGUUUCGUUGGCAGGAGUAAAAGCGGACUUAAACAUGAACUAGUCACCAGAGCAUUGCAACUGGUGCAAUUUGACUGCAGCCCUGAGGUUUUCAAGAAAAUUAAGGAGCUCUAUGAGACUCGCUAUAACAAGAGGAGCUCUGAAGCUGCUCAGCCCCAGCCCCAGCAGCACCGCUCUGCUGAGGCACUCUCCAUGCACACCAACUACGACCGCGGGAGCACCAUUCCCCGGACUACUAUCCCCACCACUAACAUUGACUAUCCUGCUCUCUAUGGGAAAUACCUUAAUGGACUGGGGAGGUUGCCACCCAAAGUUGCAAAGCCAGAAGUUCGCCUGGUGAAACUUCCCUUCUACACGACCCUGGAUGAGCUGUUGAAGCCCACAGAAUUAGUUCCACAGAAUAAUGAGAAGCUUCAGGAAAGUCCAUGUAUUUUUGCAUUAACACCGAGACAAGUGGAGUUGAUCAGAAAUUCCAGGGAGCUGCAACCUGGUGUGAAAUCAGUUCAGGUUGUGCUAAGAAUCUGUUACACAGACACCAGUUCUCCUCAGGAGGAUCAGUACCCCCCAAACAUUGCCGUGAAAGUGAACCACAGCUACUGCUCAGUGCCGGGCUACUACCCAUCAAACAAGCCUGGAGUGGAACCUAAAAGGCCCUGUCGUCCUAUCAACCUCACCCAUCUCAUGUACUUGUCUGCAGCCACCAACCGCAUCACGGUUACCUGGGGGAAUUACGGGAAGAGCUAUUCUGUGGGGCUGUACUUGGUGCGACAGAUGACCUCAGCAGAGCUGCUGCAGAGGUUGAAAACCAUCGGGAUCAAACACCCAGAGCUCUGCAAAGCCCUUGUAAAAGAGAAGCUACGCUUGGACCCAGACAGCGAAAUUGCCACUACAGGUGUUCGUGUCUCGCUUAUCUGCCCGCUGGUGAAGAUGCGGCUGUCUGUGCCGUGCCGGGCAGAGACCUGUGCACAUCUGCAGUGCUUUGAUGCAGUCUUCUACCUACAGAUGAAUGAGAAAAAACCCACGUGGAUGUGCCCUGUGUGUGACAAACCAGCACCCUACGACCAGUUAAUAAUUGAUGGGCUCCUCUCAAAGAUCCUGACAGAAUGUGAAGAUGCGGAUGAAAUCGAGUACCUGGUAGAUGGCUCUUGGUGUCCCAUCAGAGCUGAGAAGGAGCGGAGCUGCAGCCCUCAGUGUCCCAUAUUAGUUCUAGGUUCCUCUGAUGUGAAUGGGCUGUUGCCCACCCCCAACACUAACGGUGAGAACGGUAAGGCCACUGCAGACGUUGUGGAUUUAACACUGGACAGCUCCUCCUCGGAGGAAGAGGAGGAGGAAGAUGAGGAAGAGGAUGACGAUGAUGAGGGACCCCAACCAAAACGACGCUGCUCUUAUGAGAAAGGUUUAGUUUCUGCCUGCUGACUGCGGAAGCAGCUCUCAAUCUCAGAACGGACAGACUUGAAUACUCUGGUGCUUAUUAAACUGGAGGAGGGGGAUAGCGUCCUUUCCCAUCUCAUCUCCCUUCCUCUCUCAUCUCCUUUGACCUUCCUAUUCCAAAUUAAUCAUUAAAACGAGAGAAAAAGAAAACAAAAAGCAAACAACAACAAAAAAAAAGAAAAAAAGAAAAAACAAAAAAACAAACCA